GCAAUAUGAUUGAGAAACCUAACUGAAUUCUCAGCAGAGUUUUCUCCUCCUCUCCCAACCCCAUUUCACAGAUUCUUCACUUCUUUAAGCAUGGAAGGUAACAGGACAACAAUCUGCAGAGGUUCAAAAACCCGAAAGGAAGAUUCUCCUCAAUAGAGUCAACAUGGCCCAAGUCCUGUAAUGGGUAAUUUGGAGAAUUCGUCCUCCGCAAAGCUGCAGCAGUGCUUUAUAGCAGCUAACGCCACGUCCCCAUCUGUUCUGGACAUCCCCUAUUUGCUGAGCGACAGCACGGCUGCUCUGCUGUCCAUCGUGGGCAACCUGUUCAUCUGUACUGUCAUCUUGAGGAACAGGAAGUUGCGUGCCACCGUCACCAACUAUUUUCUGGUCUCGCUGGCUGUAGCAGACUUCCUGGUAGGGGCAGUGGCCAUCCCUUGUGCCCAGUUUACUGAUGUGGGCUUGCCACGGUCCAGGCCACAGCUGUGUCUCCUGAUGCUUUGUAUGCUUCUAAUGUUCACACAGGCCUCUGUCUUUGGGCUGCUGGCCAUUGCUGUGGAAAGGUACAUCUCCAUCCUGAAACCAUUCCAGUACCAGUCUCUGAUGUGCCCUCGCAAUUCCCUGCUGGUGAUUUUGACUUCCUGGCUGCUAUCCAUUUUGAUUGGCCUGGCGCCUCUGAUGGGCUGGCAUGACCCCUUGCCGCCCAGUGGGGAAUGCCUCUUUAACAGCAUCAUCACAAAUACAUACAUGGUCUACUUCAACUUCAUGGUGUGCAUGCUGGCACCACUGAUGGUCAUGCUGAUGCUGUACGGACGCAUCUUCUUGGAGGUCAAGCGCCAGAUCCGUAAAGUUGCCGAGGGGGAAGUCAACAUCAGUGCCCAAAAGAGACGCCGGAUCAUUGUGCGCAAGGAGAUGCAGACUGCCACCUCGCUCUUUAUCAUCCUCUUCUUCUUCAUUGUUUGUUGGCUCCCACUUCACAUUCUCAACACCAUCAUGCUUCUCUGUCCAACCUGUUGCAUCCCCAGUCAGCUUAUCCUGGCCACCAUAAUCCUCUCCCAUGCCAACUCUGCCAUAAAUCCAGUGGUCUACGUCUUCCGUGUGCGAUCCUUCCGGAAGGCCCUCGAAAGCACCUUCCUCUGCAUCUGCUGCUCCGCCACAUUUUCCACAUCUGAGAUAAUGCCCUCCAACAUUUUAGAAGUGCCACCGCUUCAUAACACUUUACUGCCAGGGAAGUGAAUUUAGAAGUCUGAUUGGAACUAUCAAACUAUUAUCCAAUGGGAAAGAAAAUAUCAGAGCCAGUAAAAUUCUGUC
Messenger RNA from Candoia aspera, 1305 nucleotides. RefSeq names its product adenosine receptor A1-like. Gene Ontology annotation, cellular component: plasma membrane. Bases 181 to 1230 code for a protein of 349 amino acids. The transcript has a single exon. Gene Ontology annotation, biological process: G protein-coupled adenosine receptor signaling pathway; adenylate cyclase-activating G protein-coupled receptor signaling pathway. The record is from RefSeq and is a predicted model, not a curated record. NCBI's taxonomy places the organism in Eukaryota, Metazoa, Chordata, Lepidosauria, Squamata, Candoiidae. Gene Ontology annotation, molecular function: G protein-coupled adenosine receptor activity.